UUGAGUUCAAGCUGCCUACAAAGGGUGAAACUUUUCCCGCCGGUCUGUCCGUGUUCUCUCCUCAGAACACACGAUGCCACCCAAAAAGAAAGGCUCGAGUAAGAAGCCUCCAAAGGUGAAGACGCCCCCCCUGAUAGACGGCCUCACCAAGGACGAGAUGAGCAAGGAGCAGCUGGAGGAGCACAUCGUCCGCCUGCGAGAGGAGCUGGAUCGAGAACGGGAGGAGAGGAACUACUUUCAGCUGGAGAGGGACAAGAUCCACACGUUUGGGGAGAUCAAAGAGAGACAGGUGGAGGUGGCCGUGGCUGAGCAGAGGAACUUAGAGAAAGAGAUAGAGGAGGACGAGAGGCAACACCAAGUGGAGAUCAAGGUGAACAAGCAGAAAAUGAAACACCUCCUGUGUGAACAUCAGAACACCACUUCUGAGUUAAAGGCCGACGCUUUAGUCUCCACGGACGCCGUGCACGCAGAUCAGGAACGAGUGGAGGCGGAGCUGCACGAGGCGAUGAAUGACGUCAUGGUGGACACGCAGGAGCUCGACAUCACCGACCUGGUGAAGGAGCUCCAGCUGAAACACGAUGAAGAAAUGAACCAAACAAAGAGCCGCUGUGAGAAGAAACUGAAGGACGCUGAAGCUAAGUAUGAUAAAAACACGGAGCUGCAUCUUCAAGAGCUGGACAACCUGAGGAAGAAAGAAGUGACCGAGCGACAAGAUCACUGGAACCGCUACAGCUCCAACCUCGCAGAAGACCACAGAGAAGCUGUCGGCAAGAUGAAUUCUCUCAUCAACACGUUGGUUGUUGACGUCACAAUCAAGACAGAAAAAGGAGAAAUGAAGGACGAGAUAAAGGUGAGGGAGAAGGACCUGCUCCGUGUUCCGCAGGAUAACAAACAUCUCAACGAGCUCCUCUCCAAAGCCAACGAGGAGGAGACCUCCAUCAAAAAGGAAAUGGUCUUCCCUGUGAAAAAGAACGACUCGGAGAAGCUCCGACUGAAGGAGCUGAGCGAACUGAAAGAGGAUCACGAGGAGCUGAAACAGAUAUUCAGCAAACUUCAGACGGAGAGAGACGAGCUGUACAAGACGUUGACACAGUAUAUACGGGACGUGCAGCAGAAGGGCGGUUUGAAAGACGAGCAGCUGGAGAAUGUUCUGAAGGGCCUGACGGACGUUCUGGAGAAGACUCAGGCUCAGAUCGACUCGGUGCUCUCGGCCUCUAACGUGGACCAAACGGCCCUGAGAGGAGUCAUGGACCAAGUUGAGGAAAAUCUCGACCGCAGUAAGAAUUCCCUCGAGGACUUGCGUCGUGAAAGAGCUCUGAUUUCCAAGGCCUGUACGGAUUUACUGCUGCACAACGAAGCCAAGCAAAGAGGUGUGGGCGUGUCCGUCCAGGUGCUCUGA
Molecule: messenger RNA, 1399 nt
Organism: Labrus mixtus (cuckoo wrasse)
Lineage: Eukaryota; Metazoa; Chordata; Actinopteri; Labriformes; Labridae
Product: dynein regulatory complex subunit 4-like
Exons: 11
Coding region: 74-1399 (441 amino acids)
Biological process (GO): flagellated sperm motility
Cellular component (GO): motile cilium; Golgi apparatus; microtubule
Molecular function (GO): microtubule binding; small GTPase binding
Source: RefSeq, a predicted model, not a curated record